AUGAGUUAUUAAAAUGGUUAUCACCCAAAGGGAAAAAAUCUGCUCUCUGGAGAUUUGACAAAAACUGCUUUAAGAACAAAAGACUUAAAAAAGAAGUGCUAGAUGAAAUCUUAGAUAUAAAAAAUGUGGAAGAUUGGGACUUUCACAAAGUUCAAAUACAGUCUAUAAUUAGAGCCUUCAGAAAACCUAGAGUGACAGAGAACAAAAUUGCAAAACUAAAUAAAAACAUUACUCAACUAAAAGAAAGAUUAGCACACAACUCAGAAAACAACCACCUACUCUCACAAAUCGACACUCUAAACUCAGACCUUCAAGAAGAGUUAGCCCA
Racocetra persica is the source of this 328-nucleotide messenger RNA. The record is from the annotation of a GenBank genome assembly. Lineage: Eukaryota; Fungi; Glomeromycota; Glomeromycetes; Diversisporales; Gigasporaceae.